Messenger RNA from Pecten maximus, 2094 nucleotides. Its product is annotated as syntaxin-5-like. NCBI's taxonomy places the organism in Eukaryota, Metazoa, Mollusca, Bivalvia, Pectinida, Pectinidae. Gene Ontology annotation, molecular function: SNAP receptor activity; SNARE binding. Gene Ontology annotation, biological process: vesicle fusion; intracellular protein transport; endoplasmic reticulum to Golgi vesicle-mediated transport. The transcript has 10 exons. The coding region runs from base 202 to 1278 and encodes 358 amino acids. The record is from RefSeq and is a predicted model, not a curated record. Gene Ontology annotation, cellular component: Golgi membrane; endomembrane system; SNARE complex.
CAGUACAAAGGAAGUUACGUUGUUUGCUUCGUGGAGGUGCUUGUGUAUUUCGAGGUGUUGUUUAGUGAUUUUAUUUGACAGAUCAGAAGUGAGAGGUCUAUUUUUUCUCAAUUCAUUGCUGUUUUUAUCAAAACAGACACAAGAACAUUUGACAAGACAAGUUAACACUGAUUGAUUGUAAUGUAAGGUGCUGAAUUCCAAAUGAUCGCUAGACGUAGGAGAGUUAACUCUGGAUCUGAAAAUCGUCAGGAACAAACUUACACCAACCAGCACAGUGGGACCACUUUUGUAAGCGGGAGCCCAUCACCGGCCCCAACAGCACAUCUAGACACAGAAAUGUCAUGUCGAGACCGUUCCACUGAGUUUAUGUCCGCAGUCAAACUCCUGCAAUCACGACAGGGAAAUGGAGUCAAUCAUCAGAAACAAAAUCAUGCUCUCAGACAGAGAAGUGAAUUCACACAAAAAGCAAAAGCUGUGGGUAGAGACUUAUCCAACACAUUUUCAAAGCUUGAAAAACUCACAAUAUUGGCUAAGAGGAAAUCAUUAUUUGAUGACAAGCCUAUUGAGAUACAGGAGCUGACGUACAUCAUCAAACAGGACAUCACCAGUCUAAACAAACAAAUUGCCAUGCUGAUGGGUCUGGCCCGGUCGCAGAGCUCACAGAAUGGUCGCCACUUACAAAGUCAUUCCAACACUGUGGUCGUAUCACUACAGUCCAAACUGGCUUCAAUGUCCACAGACUUCAAACAGGUACUUGACGUACGAACAGAGAACCUGAAACAUCAAAAGUCGAGACGGGAACAAUUCUCACAGUCUGUUGGAGCCACACCAGUAGCUUCGUCAGGAUUUGGUGACCGAAGUCAGUCAGUCCUGUUACAAGACGAAGCCAACCACAUGAACGGAUCAGCCCAGGGUGGUGAUUUCAUUCUGAACAUGGACGGACAAUCAGUGGAGAAGUCUAAAUAUCAGCAGCAAAUGCAGAUCAUUGAAGAACAGGAUUCUUAUAUACAAAAUCGAGCAGAAACGAUGCAAAAUAUUGAGUCUACUAUUGUGGAAUUGGGAUCUAUAUUUCAACAAUUUGCACACAUGGUAAAAGAGCAAGAAGAAACAGUACGAAGAAUUGAUUCUAAUGUUGAGGAUACACAAAUGAAUGUGGAGGGAGCGCACAGUGAAAUUCUGAAGUAUUUUCAGUCAGUGACUUCUAAUCGAUGGUUAAUGAUAAAAGUCUUUGGUGUGGUCAUUGUUUUCUUCAUAUUCUUUGUGGUAUUCAUGGCAUAAGCAGCACCUGGACUACAGAGGAAACAAUGUUUGGACCAAGAGACUGUGAUCAGAACAAGCCAGGUAUCUUCCAAAUGUAAUGAUAGUGACUUUUGAAAACAUUAGUUUACUUGGACGAAUUCUAUCUGGAAUUAUACUGAUCAGUGUUACUCUUCUGAACAUUUUAGUGUCAAUUUACAUAGCUGUUAAUUCAUCAAAUUUGAAAGCACCAAAAAGAAUAAGGGAUGUAAUGAAUUCUUCAGCCCUUUCACAAAUGUCAGUUUGAAUUUUCACUGGUCUUGAUAUUUGGACUAGUGUAUGCUUUACAAAACUGGACUGCUCUCAAGCUAAGGGAGGUAAAUCUUGUAAGUUUCAAACAAAGAUGAUACCCAAAGCAUUCAAAAUGAUUGAGAAUCCAACAUUCUGGAUUAGAUUUAUUUAUUAAAAGUUGUAAAUUGUGCAUACAAAGAUUUAUGCAAGAAGCAUACAAACAGACGAUUGCGGUACACAGUGGACCUUUGUGGCAAAUCGUGUACAGACAUAAUUGUGGCAACACAGGACUUGCUGGUCAGUAUCCAGUGAGAGUGACACCCUGUCCAGUGGUGUGAUGACCAUUGGUCUUGUACGUAUGUUCAGUGGUGUGAUGACCAUUGGUCUUGUACAGCUACCUGCUGAACACUGUGAUCAAUCUUGAGGAUGCCUUCUGUAUUUUAUAUAUAUGGUAUCCAUGAUAUAACUAUUAAUUUCAAAUUUACAUAUUGUUCUCAGAACAAUGAAGAAUGUAAUCUUUGAAAGUUUGAAAUUCAAUGUGGAAUAAAUGUGCAAUCAUUGAUCUUG